CAUAUUUUCAAGUUAAUUUCUUUGUGAUGAUUGUUGAAGUUUUGAAUCAUGAGACAAAGAAACGCUCGAACCGUUUAUUUGCUAAUUGCCAUAGAAAAUACAAUGGCGGAUGCUUUGUUGCUGAUCGUUUCGAAACACUGGAAAACCAUGGCAACAGAACCGCUUCCGCUAACAAAUGGACUAGUUUGUUCAUACGCAAAGCAAAUGAGGUAUUUGCGUUUAGAUCAUAUACAAGAGAUUUUGUAUUGAAUUUACAAUAAAGUCAGCAAACAGAUUACGUACACAGAUUACUGGAAUGCGUUGCCAUUUCAAAGGCACCUGAUUAUGUUUUGCUUUGAUUUAAAGUUUGGUACCAAAGAUUACGCAUUGACUAUGAAAAUUUAGAAUUUCGGUGAAUCUUUCAGCAGACGGCAUUAAAGUGAUGAAAUAAAGGUUGGUGUAUCCAAAGUCUGGAUCUACAUCUUCGAUUUUCCUGCGCGCCUACAGACCCAUUACUCGACUGCUACUCAAUGCUGUGGGUUGGUUUUUCUGAUAGCAAGCCUCAAGGAAACAAUGCUAAACUGACUUGUAGCUAAUUGACAAGGAUUUUUGAACGAUGGUAAACAGCAAGAACUAACAGUUAAUAUGCGAUGUUAUAACUUUAGCAAUAGCUAGCCGGAAGUCUAAAGAGCGAUGCAUUCUCAAUCUCCUAAAGGCCUAGCUGAGCUGCAGAAGCAACGCUUGUUUGAAUGUAUAGCAACAGGGCGUCUUUACAAGCUUCGUUUGAUGCUGGAUGACGAAGCCUGCGAAGUGGAUGUGAACUGCUUUGACGAAAAUCAACUCACACCAUUGAUGCAUGCCUGCUGCCUCGACGAAGAAAAAGCAAAAACACGGGAAAACAUUAUACGUGUGCUUCUCAAAAAAGGUGCAGAUCCAAACAUUGGUGACCCCAGAGGAAUGACAGUUCUGGCAAACGCAUGUAAAGAAGACAACUUUCAGGUUGUUAAGACGCUGGUCAACAGAGCAUCUCUUGAUAUAAACUUCAAUACUCAAGAUCAAAACGGAGAUACACCCCUGAUGCAUGCUGUUCGAACAAGCAACCAUAAUCUGGUUCGCCUUCUUGUUACCAUUAUGCAGAAACUCAAUAUUGACGUUGAUGUACGAAAUAACAAUGACAUUACACCGUACCUGGAAGCAAAAAAACUUGGCUACGAAGAAAUUUGCAACGUAUUGAAGAGUCUCGGGCGUGCUUGUCAGACACUCCAAAUAUUUCCAUUAGUAUUUGAUGAGUACAGUGAAGGCACACAGGCAAACAACGAUGUUUGGAAUAAAAGCCACGCUAGUAAAAGCACCAGAGAACAAAGUGUGUUGCACGUUGACAGAAAGAACAAGAAACCUAUCAGAAGAAACAGGCCCGUGAAAAGUGCACUUGAGCAUAAGCGACAAGGAGAAUUUCACAAAACUCGUGAAGCAGCGCGAUGUAACUUGUCAAAAGAAGAAGGAGAUUUGACUAACUUUGAAGUGAAGAGUAAACGGGAAAAUAUUAGUAGCGAAAAAAAAAUUAUCGAUCGGGCUUUGCAUGUGAACAUAAAAAAUGCUGAGGCUGUAGUAGACAUAACGAAUGAUGACGAAACAAAGGUAAAUGAACCUAGAGAACUUAAAAGCAAUAAGAUAAUUGUUGACGCGAUGAAAGAAGACGAGACAAAAAGUACGUUUAAAGAAAUAAAACAUACUGUUCAAAAUGACGAGCAAAGACCAGUGGGUUUCUCAAACGAGACCAAUGCUGAAAAAAGUUAUUCUAAUUCCAAGCCACAGAUUUCAGUCUCAGACGAAAGAGAUUCAGAAAACAAUGACAUUGUUAAUUUCGAAGAUUUGGUUUCAAAAUCUAAGAGCAUUUGGCAAAGUCGCCUUUCAAGUAAAGCACCGAGCUGGAAGCGAAAAUUGCAGCUUGGCGAAUUCAGAGACGCCUACAGUGGAUCAGGGGAUGAAAACCGAGGUGAAUCAAGAAAUGCAGAGCUUUUCAGAGAAUCGACGAUUUCAGGCGGUCUGCUUCGCAAAAUGGUGCUUGAAAAGCCCGCUACACCGUGUGUCACAAGACGAAGUACAUCAAAUUUAUCUGUUUACUUUAACGACCCAGUGCGAAUGCCAAGAUCCCGGCCUGGGUCUGCCUACCAUGGGCUUCAAAUUCACACUGAGCCCGAGUUUAUGCAAAAGCCUUUUGCUACAGAGGAACCCUCUAAGCCGAAGAUAACCUACGAGGACGUGUUUGAACUAUGUCCUGAUCUGAAGGGUAAUCCUAAACGGUCCUGGCACUCGGAUUUGCGUUGGAUGCUAGCUUUAAGAGCGCAUCAAAAUUGUGUGACCUACCUACCAGCACAGCCAGCGAGACUUGCUUUCGACUUUUUCACUGCUGAUCCGAGAAUGGAGAACGAGAGUAGAUUAGGGCGACGAAUAUCUGUCAGUGACAUGAAACGACCAAGUUUGAAAAAGAGAAACACGACUUUGUCACCAACUGCCAUGAGAGAAACAAACGAGUCAAGGUGAUGACGAUUUUCAGCCUCAAGGCGUCAGAGCAAAUUCGUUAUUCAAUGUUGCCAUCCAAUCAGUAACCUUAAUAAUCCUUCAAAAAAACCAGCCCCUCCUCAUCUACCAAAAAGUAUUGUCACUUAACUAAUCUUGUUGCUGCCAAGAAACUAAUAUUGAAACACAUGUUUGACAUGCUUGUUGUCAAGAUAAGUGUUCACCAGAUCUUGCUAAAUUCUAAAAUUCAAAUCGAUGAUGUCAGUCAAUGAAAAAAAAUCAAAGUAGAUAAUAGCAAUCCGUUGAAUAAAAUUUCAAUUGAAUACAAAAACAAAUACUAAAUAGAAAUUAUUAAGUUACGUUAAGGUACUGAUAGGUUAAAAACAAGGUAUGCCUUCACAUUCAAUCAUUUAAUUUCUUACAUGAAUCGAAGAAUGUCCUAAAGUUUACCCGGGGUUUAUUUUACUUUUUAUAAGUUUUACACUAAAGGUUAUGGAAGACGUUUUACCAAAAAUUUUUUUAGCCUUCAAUGCCAUUUAUAUCCUUUCUUUGUGUACAAUUUACCAACCUUCUCUGCAAGCCACCAAAAAUAUAAGACGUAAUUUGAUAAGUAUUUCAACAAGCCGAAUAAAUUCUUUAUACGUCAGAAAUACCUAAAGGUUGAUUGAAUUUUUUAAUCGACUAUUUCUAGUUACUUCUACUUGCCAGAUCCAUUGUGUAUAAUAAGAUAGGUGGAUUAAAACGUAACUAUCCUAUAAAACGUUUUUCAAAGAAUUAGGAACCGCGUAUAAAAAUAUUAUAAAAAACAACUUAGGUUACUGAAUGUAAUUCGUUAUAACAAAGGUACCUUUUCUGAAAGUAAGAAGAUGAUAUAGCAAAUAAACCAUCUGAAAGUACAUAAGUAUUAAAACGCUAAUGGGUAAAAAUGAAAUUGUAACGUAUAUUGUAACAUAUAUUUCGUGUUUUUCUUAAUACAUUUUUAAUUUGCUUGUACCGUAUUUCUUCUAAUAAAUAAUUAUUUUCGUCUAAAAAAAAAUAACACCCCCCCCUCCCCUCCCCCACACCCUUCCUUCAAUAAUGAUUGUCUUUUUCUAAUCAAAAGUCAGAGGGACGCCUUCUUACUGAGUGUCCGAUUUAGAGAGAAAAUCUGAUACGAUAAGAUCUGAAAUAGGAUGAGAUUCGGGGUUGAGGUUCCUCAGGCGAAAAUGAAACAAUGAAUCUAGCGAGGACGAUAGCUGGGGAAGUGACCUCACGAAAAGGAAUCUGGAGCUAGCUUGUGCAACCUUUUUACAUUGAAUUUCUCCUUCUGCAAUAACAUUGGAAAGUUUCAAAUACAAAUCCAAUUUCCUUUUACAGGCAGUCGAUAACCUGCCACUGAAACAAAUAUUCAAUACUAAAUUAUAUGUUUGUACACCUGACAAUUUCUCCUGAAGAUGAAUUUGAACAUAAGUUCAAGAAAAAUAUCAUAGCUUCAAGGCCCAGAUUUUCUCCCAGACGUACGGAAAUAUAUAUGAUUACUAGAAGAAAUACGGUAGAUUUUGUUGCUACCCAGUUUUAACUAAACUUUUAAAUGUUUACAAUAUUUCAAUUAUUAAUAGCAAAUUCUAUUCA
Messenger RNA from Rhopilema esculentum, 4110 nucleotides. RefSeq lists its product as uncharacterized. Lineage: Eukaryota; Metazoa; Cnidaria; Scyphozoa; Rhizostomeae; Rhizostomatidae. The record is from RefSeq and is a predicted model, not a curated record. Gene Ontology annotation, molecular function: protein binding.